CCGAAGGGACGUCCUGUUAUAUCGUUCGAGCUUGUGUGUGCAUGUGCGUGCACGCAGUGAGGGUCACCAGCGAGGAAAAAUAUCCAUCGUACUGACAUGCAAAACUUAAUCCUCGUAGCGCUCGCUUGUCUCGCUGUUCAUUUAAAAUGCCAGGACGCUGCGGAAUACAUCGACUGCGGCAACGGAACAUUCAUCUCAUUCACUUCAAGGUGCAAUGGCACAGAAGAAUGCCACGAUGGUCGCGACGAAGCAGGUUGCUUCGAGGUCAACUGUGGACCCGAUGAGUUCCAGUGCGAGUCUCAGAUGAAAUGUGUUCAGGAAGCAAGGCGAUGUGAUGGGGAUUCAGACUGUCCCGACGGCUCCGACGAAGUAGGCUGCGGUCAAGGGAGAUGCCCUGGGUUCGUGUGUGUGGAAGAGGACAGGUGCAUACAGAGCCACUGGCUCUGCGAUGGAGAAAUGGAUUGCAAGGAUAUGUCCGACGAGAAAGACUGUGCCAAACACAUUUGUUCCCCAGGGCAAUUCAAGUGUGAACACAGUAAUAUCUGCAUUCCUAUGCCUUGGAUGUGUGACAAUGCUAUCGAUUGUUCAGAUGGGUCUGAUGAAAAGGAUUGUGAUCAGGGGGCAUCAUGUGGGCGAGACAAUUUUCAGUGCGUCGAAGGAGGCAAAUGCAUUCCGAUGAAUUGGCAGUGUGACGGUGACAAAGAUUGCGUUGAUGGCAGCGACGAGAGUGACUGUGAAGGAAGCGUUUGCGAAAAAUUCUUGUGUCGAAAUGGGAACUGCAUAGAAAACGCAUGGCGUUGCGACAACUCAGACGACUGUGGCGAUGGAUCCGACGAGGAGACUUGCGACACGAUGUGUCGUGACGGCCAGUUACUUUGUACGGAAGAUAAUCGAUGCAUCCCCAUCACGUGGAAAUGCGACGGUGCGAACGACUGUCUGAACGGUAGCGACGAAGCUGACUGCGUGGAGCCGAAAUGUGAGGGGUUCCUGUGCCCUGAGAACAGAUGCCUCCCGUUGGAGAUGCGUUGUGACGGUCGCUGGGAGUGCUCCGAUGGCUCUGAUGAGACCGGCUGCGAAAAGGUUGCGUGCGACAGAAUGAACUGCUCGCAAGGAUGUCGUCUAACACCCAAUGGAACAGUUUGCUACUGCAACCCAGGCUUUGUGCUUCUGUCCAAUAACAGGUCGUGCUCUCCAAUGAACGAUGCUGGAACCAACGUGACGAGGAGUUCUGGGCCUUUACUGCUUUAUGCAACAAGUAAUCGGGGUAUCCAUGGCAUAUGGCUUCAAUCGAAUACAUCCUUCCCAGUGCACUACUCCACUUCACCUGUGCUGGCAGUUGACCUGGAUCUGACUCGUCGGGUGCUAAUCUGGAGUGAGCUUUCGAACAACGGAUCUGACGUCUACGAGCGGUACCUUAACGGAUCGAACGUGACGUUGUCGUUAACACUGCCACUGUCGGCGUUAGAAGGUCUGGCAGUUGAUGCAGUUACCGGCAACCUGUACCUCACAGAUCGUGGACUGAAACGAAUCCUUGUAUGCAGGUUGGACGAAUGGGCGUGUUCUGCGCUUCUCACUACUGGCAUUGGCAACCCUGGUGCUAUUGUGUUGCAUCCAGAAGAAAAGGAAAUGUUCUGGAUAGAACGGAAAGGAAAACCUUCGAUAAUGCGUGCGCACAUGGAUGGAACGAAUGUCGCCCCACUGGUGAACUCGUCUAUCCUCGCACCCAGCAGCCUUGCCUUCGAUGACGCCACCAACAGGCUGUAUUGGGCGGACUCGGAAUCCAAGACUAUAGAAAGUAUUGACCUUACUACUGGAAAGAUAAGAACUGUACUAAUGAAUCAGGACUUCCACCCCGAUAUCAUCGCGAUCUUUCACGACGAGCUUUAUUGGAGCGAUUGGCGAAACCUUUCGAUCAACUCAGGUGACAAGUUUAACAGUAGUGGAUGGGACAAAGUCAUCACAGACGUGGGCACUUCUGUUACGGGACUUGUAGUUCAUGAAGCAGACGGAAAUGCCCAUAACGUGACGAACCCCUGUGAGAACACUCCAUGCGAAGACAUCUGCGUACUCAGUGGAGGCGGUUACAAGUGCCUCUGUCGUUUCGGCUAUGAGCUCAAUAAGGACGACAGCACUUGCAAGUUCAACAGCUCACCCUUAGCCAGUGCGAACAGUUCCCACGUCAUAGCAGCAGUAGCCGCCAACGGAACUGAAGCAACGAAAACUGAUCUCCUUCCGGGUUUCGUCAUCGUUGCAGAGGGUUCCACGUUAUACCGGGUCAACCUCGGUGAAGCCACUGAUCAUCACGUCAAGAGGUUAGAUAUGGGAGCACCAGUUCUAGUUGGUGCAGUGGCUUUUGACUGGGAGGGACAUACCUUGUAUUUCGACGACCAACUCAAGAACAGCGUUCUCUCCAUCCACGUGGGAUCAGCAGAUGUAAAAGUCGUUCAUCUCGAACACAACGGCUCCAUCUCCGGAAUGGACUUCGACGGCAGCAACAGGAACCUCUACUGGGUAGACGAAUCAAAGAAGACUCUCGAGGUUUGUCGCUCCAACGGGUCCGCCCACACAGUUCUUCUGAAAGAAUUGGGAAAACCGAUAGACGUCGAAGUGUACCCCGAAGAAGGUGUAUUGUUUGUGCUGUCUUUGACCGACUUCCCCGCGGUUACUCGUUAUGCUAUGGACGGUACGAAGCCUGAGAUGUUGUGGUCGCUCUCUUCUGUCCGGUCGAUGAGCUUUUCCGUUGACGAGACGGCAAGGCUACUGUUCUGGGCAGACCCUGUACGUAACGGUAUAGGUUGGGUUAGCGUCCGAAACCAAACUUAUAGUCCAAGGAUGUUCGUUCAACCGGUAGCUGGUGUAGCGACGUCAUUAUCAGCAGGGAGAGGCCGUGUGUUCUGGGUGACGUCGACGGACAGCACACUCUUCUGCCUGGAUGUUGGUCGAGGCCAAGUUCAGUCGGUGGCACUUCCGGCUCGGAAUGGCACUGUGGCAAGAAAAAUUGUGUAUGCGGCUCCAGCGCCCGGAAAUGGCCGUGGUGUAUGUUCUAUCCCAGAGAAUGGUGGCUGCUCCCACAUCUGUCUUCCUUCUGGAUUAACAGCGUCCUGCAUCUGUCCUUCGGGAAUGGCACAUGGCAGCGAUUCCCAUCUCUGCAAAGAAACGCAGACGAAAUAGACGACUCCCCGUACAUCCUGAUGCAAGCACGUUCGUUGUGUACUGGAAGGCAUACAUCCCUGUGCAGGCGCUCUUGGAGCUGCUUAGACGCCUAUACAGUCAACCCUCGAUGUAUGAACGGCACCCUCCGUUCCCCGAACUAUCGUUCAUAAAUCGAGGGAUUCAUAAAUCGAAAAUUCCGUCAAGUGAUCACUAUCGAGCAAAUGGAACAGUAUUUGCGUGUUGGGAUUGUGUUCAUAAUGCAAUAUAAUGUAUAAUUUUGCUUUCAACCAUGUCUGCGGCUGUUAGCGCAUUCAUACUCUGUUUAUUAUUCAAUACUAAAGUGUUCUUUGGACCAUGCCCUGCGCUGUGUCAAUCUUAGAAAGUAGAGAUGUCAGCACAUUCGCACUCGACUGCUCUCGGAUUUCCUGCGGGAUUUUUAACCUCCGUUUAUUUAUCUCCGGGUGACAGCGACCACCUAAUUGAAGAAUUGAGGUCAGGAAUACUUGGUCGCCCCUUGUACGACCCCCGAAAACCGUUUGUUGUUCGGAUUUCCAGGGGUAAAGAACGGAGGGUGCGAUACCUGGAAAACGUUUUGUCCGUUCCGGUGUCAUUCAUAAGACCACGGAAUAAUCCCUUUGAAGGUUUCCGUUGACCUCGGAACGAUCCAUUCAUAAAUUGAGGGCAAAAACGCUGGACAACUCCUAGUUGCUUCCCAGAAAUUCCAUUCGCUGUUCGAAUAUCGAGAUUCCUAAAACGAGGGGAAAAUGCAUGUAAAAAGUUCGGUUCCUCGUUCUCGUGUUUAUAAAACGAGGGAAUUCAUAAAUCGAGGGUUGACUGUAUAUGGAUCCUGCGCAGUUCAAUCUUUGUGUUCCGAUCACUUUGCAGAUUUGUGGGAUACAUCGUGGUCGAUGGGAGAAAAAGCUAACAGCCGUACUGUAGAGGACGCAAGCGUAAACCAUGAUUAAAGAAGAUGGGUUUACCAGA
Ornithodoros turicata is the source of this 4137-nucleotide messenger RNA. Its product is annotated as prolow-density lipoprotein receptor-related protein 1-like. Bases 97 to 3171 code for a protein of 1024 amino acids. Lineage: Eukaryota; Metazoa; Arthropoda; Arachnida; Ixodida; Argasidae. Gene Ontology annotation, cellular component: apical plasma membrane; plasma membrane; signaling receptor complex. Gene Ontology annotation, molecular function: hormone binding; protein binding. The record is from RefSeq and is a predicted model, not a curated record. Gene Ontology annotation, biological process: receptor-mediated endocytosis. The transcript has 2 exons.